Verruconis gallopava is the source of this 1668-nucleotide messenger RNA. RefSeq lists its product as uncharacterized. The coding region runs from base 246 to 1589 and encodes 447 amino acids. NCBI's taxonomy places the organism in Eukaryota, Fungi, Ascomycota, Dothideomycetes, Venturiales, Sympoventuriaceae. The transcript has a single exon. The record is from RefSeq and is a predicted model, not a curated record.
AUGCAUUUCGCGUGCGUUCGUGGUAUCAACGCUUCGUCAACCGACCGCUUGGAUUUGACUGUCGACCACAUUCCCCGGUUCUUUAAACUUCCAUCUUGUGGAGGGAAAUUCCCUCACGACUGUCCCCUCGUCGGAACUUGGCUCCACGUUGCGGAGCUCGUCCGGAGCCUAGUGCCUCACACUCGAAUCCAGACCCUCUACUUCCUUCCAGGCAGCCCGCUGGGUUAAUAGCCUCUCCUUUGAAAAUGGGACACCUGGAGCACACGAUGCAGCCCUUCCGCUUUAUGGACCUUCCUGCAGAGCUCCGAGACCAGAUUUAUACUCACCUCCUGAAUCCCGAAGACAACUGCACGAUUGGCGAGGACGGAAUCAUAGCGAAAUACAAUUACGACCUCCGCUUCUUUCGAACUUGUAAGCAGGUGUACGCAGAGGCAAAGCGCAUGCUCCAAGUUCUACCCUGGAACACCUUCGCACGCAUUGAGACGCCAUGGGAAGAGGCACAAGAACAUGUGAGGGUGGAGGGAAUGGUGCCUAUCCUGAUGACCGGGAAGGCCGCAGAGACGUUUAGCCAAGUGCAUGUGCGAAUCGUCAUCGAUGCCCCAUUCCACCAGCAGGACGAGAAUGAGAACAAGAAGUUUAUUGUCUUCGUCCAUGAUCUUGAUAGAUUCACCAAGAUGUGGAUGUACUCGGAUUUGUCCUACGCCGGCGACCUCAACCCGCAUCUUCGCUUGCGGCUGUACCUACGCAACCCCAGUGUGCCCGACGGCGACGACUACGUGAAAAUGACGAAGAAAUUGCAGAGGAAAAUCUUACUGCCAUUCGGCAACGUCAAGAAUUUAAGAGAUACCAAAGUGAUCAGCGAGGAUCCGGGCAUCACCGUAGACAAAGACAUCGAGGACGAGAUGCGAAAGCGCAUGUUGACACCUUACAAAUCGGCUGAACAAUGUUUGGGUGAGUCAAAGAAACUGAUGGAGGAGGGAGACAAAUUCUGUGAAGCAGUAGAAGGCGACUCCAAUGGCAAAGGCAAUGCCACUCCAGACUACCACGCUGCAAUUGAGAAGUACAUCGAAUCAUUUGCCGCUAUGCAUAUUGUUUGCAUCAAGCGCCGCAGGUCGAUCUGGGGUGACGCCUGGUUUGAUCGGUUCCUCACAUCCGGAGCUUUCAGGGGCAAGCACGGGCAAAUUGUGCGCUUGUGCCUGCGCGUCGAGCUCGUCUCCAAGAUCACCAAUGCAUACGUUCGUCUGGGUAUGGCGUCUGAUCAACCAAAAAGACUGGAGUAUCUAUCCGAGGCUCAUUUCUGGGGCAUGCGUACCAUCAACCUGCUUCGAGAGCACGUAAACCCACAUGAUGCUCCGCACGAUAACUUCCCGAAUGAUGCAAGGAGAGCCAUGGGGAUGACGUAUCUGAGGACAGGUAUGGCCGGCAUGGAAAUGGCGAAGUACGUUCCUCUGGCUCUGGACGACGCCAUGCGAGGCACUGGAGACCAGAGCAUGAGGCAUGCCUCGAAGAGAUUGCUCUUGGCCGCUCGCAGGUGGUGUCCGAAUGACGAUGAGGUAGAGAAAGUUCUCUGGAGCUAUGGUUUGUCCUAAAUACGUCUCUGUGUUUUGUACAUUCAGCUGCACAAAGAUUUGAGCGGUGAACAAUUCAGUGCUCAUUUUUUUUUUUUUU